GGCUUCCUGUUUGGUGUGUGAGCGGUAUUAGCAAAGUGGCACUGCUGCCUUACAGAACCUGAGGCAGUUUCAAGAAACCUGUGGAGUACUUUAAUUUUUUCUUUUACAACUGAUUCUACAAGAAAAGCUUUCUCGUCCAUCUGACUUAUCAGAAAAUUAUAGGAGUUAAAAUGAAACUGAUCUUCCAGUCCUUACUCUGUUGCUGCCUGCUGGUGACAGUGGCACACUGUAUGGAGCUUGAAGGGAAUUUGGAGUUGAAAAGAAGGCUAAGCCUGUGGCUGGGGAGCAGACUGAGACGGGAUCUUGACAGUGUAACAGUAGAGAAGAGAGCAGCGUCUGAGCGUUUUGUCAGACCAGAAGAUAUCAGGGAUACUUUGCUGCCGCAUUCCAGCACUGACAUCAAUGUCCGAACCAAGCGAUCAAAAAACUCAGCCAACCAGUCAGCAAGAUCAGGUUGUUCACUCGGCACCUGCACAGUGCAUGACCUGGCAUACCGCCUGCACCAGCUCAAUAACAAUUUGAAGAUCGGUGCCCCUGCUGACAAGAUAAGCCCAAAGGGAUACGGCCGGAGGCGUCGAUCUCUUCCAGCGCACAGAGUCACACUGAGGUUGGAGCAGGGCAGGCUGAGGCCCGCAUGGAGCGCAACUAACUCACAAGUUCAUAAGCUUGAGGCUCUCCUCAGAAAGACAUGAGUGGGACUUUACAAGAAGAGUUGGGAACAAAGGCAAGGCAGUAGUUCAGAGUUAAUGUCCAAUCAACUCUGUUCUAAAAUUCUCAAAAUGCCUCAGACUCUUGCCAAGUAUUCUCCAGCACAUUUUUCUAGGCAUGAGGACUGAGUCAGAGCAAGACUGGCUGCACUGAGUUUCUCUAAAGGCUGAGCCAUGCAGAGCCACGAUGUAGGGAGUGCAAACAACUACAGCUAGCUUACAGACACUGGAUGGCACAGCGUCGAGUAAACUACAGGUGCUGCUCUCUGCUUGGCAGAGGGAACGGAAGAGUGCUGAUAGGAAAGGGACACAUCUUCUGGCUUAAAGAGGAAACUCUCUACUAACAUUCUGGGACUUAACACACUUAUUCUUCAAGGCCAGAACUUUGAUAAGUGCUAUCUUCUAAGGAUUAUACCAUCAUGUUCCAUAAAACUGUCAGUACUUGUCUGCACUUUUCCAUUUGGACUUCAAGUUGUAUGAAUGAAUCAUCAGGAAAAGACAUCUUCAUCACAAUGCUAAACAGGAAGAUUGCUUACAGAGCGGUGAAGCUCUCAUUAGAUAUAAAGUUUUGGACACUGUAUAAGGAAAAAUGCCUUCUGUGACAUAUGCGCCAGUCCGCAAUGGACUGAAAUAUACUUGAAAUUGUUAUUUUUGUGUACAAAAACAUGUGCAAUCUAUUCUUGUUGUUAUUGCAGGUAUAUGUAUAUAUGAAUUCCUUUAUUUAAAUAUUAUAUAGAGGUAACAUUUAAGUACUUAAAGAAUUAUUUUUGUACAGAAAGAAAUAUAUAUGGGCAUUGUAGCUGUUU
This is a messenger RNA of Monopterus albus (swamp eel), 1513 nucleotides long. RefSeq names its product adrenomedullin a (gene adma). Gene Ontology annotation, molecular function: adrenomedullin receptor binding; hormone activity. The transcript is spliced from 4 exons. Gene Ontology annotation, cellular component: extracellular region. NCBI's taxonomy places the organism in Eukaryota, Metazoa, Chordata, Actinopteri, Synbranchiformes, Synbranchidae. Gene Ontology annotation, biological process: positive regulation of heart rate; regulation of systemic arterial blood pressure; adenylate cyclase-activating G protein-coupled receptor signaling pathway. The coding region runs from base 171 to 692 and encodes 173 amino acids. The record is from RefSeq and is a predicted model, not a curated record.